Acanthopagrus latus (yellowfin seabream) is the source of this 3543-nucleotide messenger RNA. RefSeq names its product GATA binding protein 4 (gene gata4). Bases 261 to 1421 code for a protein of 386 amino acids. Lineage: Eukaryota; Metazoa; Chordata; Actinopteri; Spariformes; Sparidae. Gene Ontology annotation, molecular function: DNA-binding transcription factor activity, RNA polymerase II-specific; RNA polymerase II cis-regulatory region sequence-specific DNA binding; zinc ion binding. The transcript has 6 exons. Gene Ontology annotation, cellular component: nucleus. Gene Ontology annotation, biological process: positive regulation of transcription by RNA polymerase II; negative regulation of transcription by RNA polymerase II; cell fate commitment. The record is from RefSeq and is a predicted model, not a curated record.
UCCUCUCUCUCGUGUCUCCUCUCACUUUAUUCUUUAUUCUCUGGAGCAGUCCCCUCCUGCUCGACUUCUGACCGGCACAUCUUGAUUUUAACAGAGGACGAGAGAGAGAGAGAGAGAGAGAGAGAGAGAGAGAGAGAGAGAGAGAGAGAGAGAGAGAGCAUUGUAAUUGAAUCACAGAUAUCCCAGAGAUCCUGCGCGUUAACUGCAGCCGUGUCACUAUCUCCUCUAUCAACACGGAUGUUCAGCUUCAAGGAGAGGAUAUGUAUCAGGGUAUAAUGACAACCAACCACGGGCCCCCCUCCUAUGAGGCAGGAUUUCUCCACAACACCUCGGCUGGCACCUCUCCGGUUUACGUGCCCACCACCCGGGUCGUCACCCCCAUGAUCCCGGCGCUGCCGUACCUCCAGGCGCCCGGCGCGUCGCAGCAGGGCAGCCCGGUGUCGAGCCACUCUGCCUGGGCGCAGCCGGGCGCGGACUCGGUGCCCUCGUACAAUCACUCCCCGGUGUCUCCGCGCUUCGCCUUCUCCACCAGCCCGCCUCUGUCCUCCGGGAUGGCCACGGGCCGGGAGACGGCGGCUUCUUACGGCAGCCCGCUGAACAUUUCUGCAAACGGGAGGGAGCACUACGGCGCCCGGAGCCUCAGCGGGUCGUACCACAGCCCUUACCCGGCGUACAUGAGCCCGAACGUGGGUGGAACGUGGCCGGCGUCCCCGUUUGACAGCCCGGUGCUCCACGGUCUCCAAACCGGCGCUCCUCCGGGCGCAGCACGGCACCCAAACAUAGACCUGUUCGACGACUUCGCUGAGGGGCGAGAGUGUGUGAACUGUGGUGCGAUGUCGACGCCCCUCUGGAGGCGGGAUGGCACCGGCCACUACCUGUGCAACGCCUGCGGACUGUACCACAAGAUGAACGGCAUCAACAGGCCUCUUAUCAAACCCCAAAGACGGCUGUCUGCCUCGAGGAGGGUGGGCCUGUCCUGCACCAACUGUCACACCACCACCACCACCCUGUGGCGACGAAACGCAGAGGGCGAGCCGGUCUGCAACGCCUGUGGCCUCUACAUGAAACUCCACGGGGUGCCACGACCCCUGGCUAUGAAGAAAGAGGGGAUCCAGACCCGCAAACGCAAACCAAAGAACCUCAACAAGUCCCAAACUGGGACCCCGGGCAGCGAGGGGACUCCCGUCACGCCGAGCAGCACUCCCCGUGCCUCCACCGCCACAGAGGAGCCUCGCCAGAUAAAGACGGAGCCGGACACUCACAGCUUGUACUCACACCACAGCGCACACGCACAGAUCUCCGCCCUGCCGGCCUACAUGGCGGCUCAAGGAGGGGCCAUUCCUCUCAAGAUGUCCCCCGGGGGCCACGGUGGGUCUUCUAGCUCCAAAGCUGAACCCUGGAACAACCUGAUCCUGGCCUAGAAGACGUUCAAGCCCGAAAAAAAACUCAAAAACUAUCUGUACCGAUUAAAACUCUCGUGGGAGACGCCGGUCUCUGGACAGCAGACUGCCGCUCUCAGACUCAGAUGACGCAGCCUUCACACCGUACAGUGCCUUCAGUGCAGCACUCUGGGGCGAAUGGCCGGACAGCACCAGUAAAGAAAUGGAGAUCUUAAACAGAACUGCAAAUCGAGGACUGAAUGGAGUUUGAAGAGCAGCGCUGUGAUAAAGUAUACCCAACAACUCUCGAUAUGAAAAAAAAACUGCAGGUGAACACUUUUCACGUCACUGACACUUUUUUUUUUUUCUACCAGUGCAGGAGCUUUAAAUGUUUGUCAGAUACUGUAACAUGAACCAGUAACACACGACAGCAACGGCGAGACUUUUCAUCACUGAGUUCUUUUUAUUUUGAUAUAUUUCUAUCUUCAUUUUCACAUUAUUUCACAUGCUACCAUGAAGUCAAAAGCAGCGCCAUGGAAGAUUAAAGCAGUAGAAGUUAAAGGGUCAGUUCGGUUUAAUAAAAAAACAAAACAAAACAGCUAUAUAUUUUCACCAUGCUACAACAAUGCAAUGGAGAUGAAUGUCAUUUUGUUUGUGGUGCUGGAAGCAAGUCGAAAGCUUUACAGAGCAAGCUAGGAGCCGGUUAUGUAAUAAUCCACAGACGUCAAAAGUAGACAGUUUUACAUGUUUUUCACACUGUAAAAAAUAUUCGGCUGUUUUAACUCCAAAAUGUAAGAGCUAGAUAUGUGAGUUCACAUUCACUAUAUUUAUCCGUCCAGAUCCUUAUGCCUCAUCUCUGGUGAGUUUUUCAAAUGCAUUUUUGGGGCACUUUGAGCAUCCCAAGCCAUGUGCCGUCUAGUUCCAUUAUACUCAAGAGAGGGCAGACAUCUCUACAGCCGAUGCCUUGAAAACUCACUGGAAAUUAUUUUAAUUUUAAGGUGACACAUCCCUUUAACUCUCAAUCAAAGCACCACGACAAGUCUGAUGCUGCUAAAAUUCUGAUCAAAAAAACACAAAACAAAACUACAAACUAUAAAAACUGAAAUAACUGAAAAAAAAAACAGACAAGUCUAAUUACCUUAAAAUAAAUAAAACCUGUACAUUUAUGUCAAUAGUUGAUUUCACUCUGUGUAUAAUCUCUAUGAUUUCUUACCGUAUAAAUUCAGCUGAUGGUUAAAACUGCUCAGAGGCAGUGGCGAUGUCUGUGGACGAUCCAGAGUGUCUGUUGAAGCACUUUGCUACUGACUUUUUAGAAAAUUAAGCCAGUUGAUCGAGCACCACAGACAAACAUGCAGUCGUCUCUGUUGUACUACGGUGGCCUGGAUUCAGCAAAAGAAAAGAAAAAACUCAUGCAGGUGCUGUCACUUCUUUGUGGUACCCGUGAAUGUCAUUUUCACAGAGCAUCGAGUUCUACAGGCGAUCAGGAACAUUUCUAUGAACUCACUGUAACUCAGAGAGAAUCACUCAAUGUCCAUCACUCCUUAAAACCCAGCGGUAUGACCUUCAGUAAACACGACCACGGUGCAAUAGACACAGCUCCCUGUUAGUCAGUUAGUCAGUAUUGACACCUCUUUGAAGCAAAUACAUGAGAAACUACCUAUGCAGCAGUUAGUUGCACAUGAUGACUGAGGAUGGAGGGGGAUGGCACCCAGCUCCCUCUGCUGGCGCGAGUGCAGACGUGCAUCCGCAGAAGUCUUCAGAGCUAGUAUUUAUUAUGAAAGGCACAAACCCCCAAACCACACAGUUAAUGAGGACUGUAUUAAAACUGUACAGUUUGUCAGCAGUGAUGCUUUUGCUUGUGACAAGCACAGAGGUGGGGUGGUGGUGGGGGGGCAACAUGUGCAAAUGUGGGACAUCGUCACAUGUAAUUUACCAGAAUAACAAAUAUAUGAGCAUAUAUGUAAAAAAAAAACAAAAAAAAACUAAACAAACAAAAAAAAAACUCCACUCCAGUAUAAUUGUAAUACACCAUUUGUGAUAUAUUGUGAGUAAAGACACAGUGAGAGAUCUCUCAGUGUGCACUAACACUACCUGAUGCUCUUUCCUCUGUGUGCACCUGUAGCUCUACUGAGGAAACUAAUAAAGUCGAAGCAUUUUGACGUAA